UUAAUUCUUUUGCAGGCUGAUUUGAACACCAAAAUUGAAGACGAAUCCGGAUCUUUCUAUGGCGUUUCCAGCCAGUAUGAGAGCCCUGAAAACAUGGUCAUUACCUGUUCCACUAAAGUAUGCUCCUUUGGAAAGCAGGUGGUGGAGAAAGUGGAGACUGAGUAUGCACGCUAUGAAAAUGGACACUAUUCCUAUCGCAUCCACCGCUCCCCUCUCUGUGAAUACAUGAUUAACUUCAUCCAUAAACUUAAGCACCUCCCUGAAAAGUAUAUGAUGAACAGUGUGCUGGAGAACUUUACUAUCUUACAGGUUGUGACAAACAGGGACACACAAGAGACCUUGCUGUGCAUAGCAUAUGUUUUUGAGGUGUCAACUAGUGACCACGGUGCCCAGCAUCACAUCUACCGGCUGGUGAAGGACUAGACUCUCUGCCCCAAGUCAUCCAUGGGAUAUAUGUCUGAGGAAAAGCCGAUGCUUGAACACCCCCAACCCCCCAAUAUCAAAUCAAAAAAUAAACUGCAGAUAUUGUGUAUU
Molecule: messenger RNA, 534 nt
Organism: Nothoprocta perdicaria
Lineage: Eukaryota; Metazoa; Chordata; Aves; Tinamiformes; Tinamidae
Product: transcriptional enhancer factor TEF-3-like
Exons: 3
Biological process (GO): hippo signaling; regulation of transcription by RNA polymerase II; embryonic organ development
Cellular component (GO): transcription regulator complex
Molecular function (GO): RNA polymerase II cis-regulatory region sequence-specific DNA binding; DNA-binding transcription factor activity, RNA polymerase II-specific
Source: RefSeq, a predicted model, not a curated record